UCCGCUUUUUCUCAUAUCUAUUGGGUUAAAAAGAACAAAAGAACUUAAUGUGAGACAUUUUUCUCGUACUCUUCUCAUUUAAAAUUCCUUACAGUCUACUCUUCGUUUAUUCAAUAGUUAUUCCAGACUAAUAACAGCUAAUAUAAGGACCACUUAUGCGCAAGAGAGUUUAUUUUGGAGAGCGGCGCGUGCGAACACCAAUCCACCUCCUCGAGCUCUCCAGCUCCAAAACUCUCUACCUUAUUAUAUAUAUUUAUUUUAUUUUAUUUUUUUGAUGGCAAUACCGAAUAAUGCCAGUCUAGCAUGGCUCUCUCUUCAACUCUUGCCACCCUUGGACCGACAUGGCAUAUAGUCGCGUCUUUUCGGACCCUCCGUCCAAAAGCAUCUUCAAGACAUUCGCGGUAAUGCUGCUGUCCAUACUCGCAUCUCUUUACUUUCUCCACUGCCUCACGGACCGAUACGGGACCUGCAUACCUACUGAGAAAAGACACACGGGUCCGGUUGAGCGAUUUGACGCAGUGGAACAAAAAGAUUUUGGGUCACUGAGGAAAAAGAGACUUCUUCCAAAAUGGACCUCCAUCAAACCUGUGGUGAUGAGGCACCACGGUGUAAUAAUCAAUCGGCUCGCGAGUGUUGAUGAAGAGGAUUUACCUGAACUUGAGGCAGAUAAACGCCUUUCUCGGUCAAACACCAACGUGUUAAACUCUCAGGAUGUAGAUUUAGAGGCUGGAGGCUCGUAUUUUGAUACUAGUAAACUAAGUUCACUGGGUGAGGGCAGCAAGAAGCUGCCUCAGGCGAUCAUCAUCGGCGUGAAGAAGGGCGGAACGCGCGCGCUGCUGGAGUUUCUGCGCGUGCAUCCUGAUAUUCGCGCGGUCGGAGCGGAGCCUCACUUCUUCGACCGUAACUAUGACAACGGACUGGACUGGUACAGGGACCUGAUGCCUAAGACCCUAGAGGGCCAGAUCACAAUGGAGAAAACACCAAGCUACUUUGUGACCCGUGAAGCUCCAGCUCGAGUCUAUGCCAUGUCCCAUGACACUAAGCUGAUUGUGGUGGUUCGGGACCCCGUCACCCGAGCCAUCUCUGAUUACACACAAACAUUGUCCAAGAAGCCUGACAUUCCCACUUUUGAGAGCCUGACAUUCAAAAACAGGACUACAGGGUUGAUAGACACCUCGUGGAGCGCCAUUCAAAUCGGCAUCUAUGCCAAGCACCUGGACAACUGGCUGCAGUUCUUCCCCAUGGGUCAGAUUCUGUUUGUGAGUGGAGAACGAAUGAUCAGCGACCCGGCCGGAGAACUGGGCCGUGUACAGGACUUCCUGGGACUCAAGAGGAUCAUCACAGACAAACACUUCUACUUCAACCAGACCAAGGGCUUCCCUUGUCUCAAGAAGGCUGAAGGCAGCAGUAAGCCCCACUGCCUAGGCAAAACCAAAGGAAGGACCCACCCAAACAUUAACUCUGAGGUAGUGCAGAGACUUAAAGAUUUCUACAGACCGUUCAAUAUGAAGUUCUACCAGAUGACAGGCAGGAAAUUUGGCUGGGAUGACUGACAACACUUGAACAAUGGGGUAACACUAUAAACCUUGAGAAAGACCCUGAAUUAUUGGAAAACCUUUCCCGGUCUACAAGGGAGAACCAGGCUUACUGUGACCUCACCAGCAACAGGAAUAUGUACCUACCCAUAAUAACAGCUUAUGUUUCUACAAAAUACCUAAAAGUGGUCCAAUAAGGAUAUGGAGAAAAUAUAAUAAAUAAGUGUGCAAAUCCAACCCAAGUUGUAUACUGAAUGAUGCAGAACACAAUGCAACCAAUGCAGGCAAAUCUAAACUCAGAAACCUUGCUAGUUUUAGAGGGGUUUUGGGUACUUGUGGAAACCAGCUAAAGCUGUAGACCAGUUUAGGCAGGAUAGGAGAACAUCUUAAAAAUCCAAAUUUUAUUCAAAACUUUUGACAUUUUGAACUCUAGGUCUUCAUCUAAAUGGAGAAAAUGGAGAUAGAAACAUUGCAUUGGUUGAAUGAAAUUUUGAGUUAAGAUAAUAGUGCAUGGAAACGUUUUCCCAGUCUGAUUAUGGACAUUUUUGUAAUUUCAAUAUGUUACAGAGAAGCACUGCUAACCCAAAGCUCAGGGCUUUCUCAUACAUAAAACCUGGAACUAUGCAACAAUGUUCAGUGGGAUUGUGAACUGUGAAUUAUCCACUGUCUGUCUAGGGUUUGGAGAUCAAAUCAGACAUUCUGCCAUAUUUAAUGUAAAAAAGAAGUAGCUGCUUAUAUACCUUUACAAUUAUCUUGAAGAAAAUAUAAAAUAAGUGUAUUUUUUGGAAAUGUAUUUAUUUUAAAAUAUGUACACAUAUACAGUUUAUCUAUUUUGAAUAAUAUUCACUAUUUCCUCGCUUCCCUUUUUUUGAUGUGUGGAGGAUGGACGAUUUCUUUUGUAUUUUGAACCUUGUAACACAAAUGCCUUUACUUAAACUCUUAAUUUGGUCUGCAUUUGACUAUGUAAAGGUACUCAAGAUGUUUGUUUUUUUAAUUAUUAUUAUUGGAGAUUUUUAGUUGGGAUACAAGAUUUCAAAGUUAUCUUGAUGUAUCUUAUAUCAAUGGAUCAAAGACCGGAAUAGGACCCCAAUGUGGUAAGCAUACAGAAUCACUUUCCCCUAGGUUUGGGUUUUAGGUUGCAAAAAAAAAUAUAUAUAUUUUUCAAGAGUCAGAGAGAGAUUCUAAGAGAAAGACUUUGUUACAAAGCAGCACCAUGUUUCCAAAAGACACUCAUUAAUCAGUGUUGCUCAAUUUUAAAGGUGGUGUGUGUCAUUUUAGGUAUUUUCUCCUAUCCCAGCUUAAUAUGAAGAUAAACAUUUUUAACAAAGCCAUUCGUAGGUUGAUUUCCCCAAACAGUGCAACACGAUGUUUGUUUGAACAUUCUAAACAGCCUGACAAAGCAACAGUGGCUUUGCUUUCCAACCAAUGAAUCAAUUGGGAAAUCUAUUUGAAAUAAGUCUUUAUUUUGCAUUUUUAUUUGGUGAUGCUGUAGUGGCGCAGAAAUCACACACUUCACCUUUAUGUUCAGAGGGAGCAAUAACAAAUAUUUUUUUGCAAUAUUAUCAGUCAUGUUAUGCAGUUAAAAUUAUUUAAAUAAAAUUUUAAUUAUGGGUUUUA
Messenger RNA from Xyrauchen texanus (razorback sucker), 3152 nucleotides. RefSeq names its product heparan sulfate glucosamine 3-O-sulfotransferase 3A1. Gene Ontology annotation, molecular function: [heparan sulfate]-glucosamine 3-sulfotransferase activity. The coding region runs from base 342 to 1553 and encodes 403 amino acids. The record is from RefSeq and is a predicted model, not a curated record. The transcript is spliced from 2 exons. Lineage: Eukaryota; Metazoa; Chordata; Actinopteri; Cypriniformes; Catostomidae.